Molecule: messenger RNA, 1951 nt
Organism: Trifolium pratense (red clover)
Lineage: Eukaryota; Viridiplantae; Streptophyta; Magnoliopsida; Fabales; Fabaceae
Product: transcription factor TGA9-like
Exons: 13
Coding region: 314-1717 (467 amino acids)
Biological process (GO): regulation of DNA-templated transcription; DNA-templated transcription
Molecular function (GO): sequence-specific DNA binding; DNA-binding transcription factor activity
Source: RefSeq, a predicted model, not a curated record
AAAAUGAGGCAGAGACAAUUUAUUUUCUAGGACAAUAUCUUGUGUGCUACAUAAUAAGAUUUUUCUUAAUACAAAAUAUACUCAACUAGGGACAGUGUAUGAUUUAGACUAAUCAAUAAGGUUUCUUCAUAGAGAAGGAGAAAAGAAAUUGAUAUAGACACCCCCCAUAAAAGAUAUAAAAAGUUUCAUAGAGGAUCAUAUCUGAAGAAAAAGACUUGGACCCUCUUUUUGUCACACCCUACAACUUUAGAUUUUUACUUUGACAAUUCCACAAAAUAGAGGAUACAUAAGAAUGGUCUAAAAAAAGAAUUGCAUGGCAAGUCAAAGAAUAGGAGAGCUUGAUUUUUCUGAGGCAGGACAUUCAACUCAUGAUGUUCAUUAUGGAAUUCAUCAUAGGAUUAACAAUUCUUCAUCAAGCUUAAUGAAUGAAGGAUCUGGUUUUGAUUUUGGGGAGCUAGAAGAAGCAAUAGUUAUGCAAGGAGUUAAGAGUAGAAAUGAUGAAACAAAAGCAUCUUUUUUCACAGCCAGACCUGCUGCUUCUGCUACACUGGAAAUGUUCCCUUCUUGGCCAAUGAGAUUCCAUCAAUCCUCAACAGGAGGGAACAAAUCAGGAGGGGAAAGCAGUGAUUCAGCACUAUCAAGCAAAAAUGAGAACCCUUUUGAAUCAGAAUCAUCACAAUUAAGUUGUAAAAAAGCAUCUUCAUUUGAUGAAGAGAAUCUGCAGCUACAGCAACAGAAUCAAUCAGUAACAAAAGAAAAGAAAAAGGGAGGUGGUUCAGCAUCAGAUAAGCCACUUGAUGCAAAGACAUUGAGACGUUUAGCACAAAACAGAGAAGCUGCAAGAAAAAGUCGCCUAAGGAAAAAGGCUUAUGUGCAACAACUAGAGUCAAGUAGAUUAAAGCUUGCACAAUUGGAACAAGAUCUUCAAAGAGCACGCUCUCAGGGUAUGUUCAUGGAUUGGAAUGGUGGUGUUGGAGGCAACAUAAGCUCCGGAGGUGCAAUGUUUGACAUGGAAUAUGGAAGAUGGUUAGAAGAAGACAACCGUUUAUUAACGGAGUUAAGAAACGGAUUAGAAGCGGGGUUAACAGAUAAUGAAAUGAGAGUAAUGGUGGAUGGGUAUUUAUGUCAUUAUGAUCAAAUAUUUAGAGUGAAGAGUGUCACUGCUAAAUCAGAUGUGUUUCAUCUUAUUAAUGGCAUCUGGACUUCUCAAGCUGAACGUUGUUUUCUUUGGAUUGGUGGCUUUAGACCCUCUGAAAUUAUCAUGAUGUUGAUCCAACAAUUGGAGCCACUAGCAGAGCAGCAAAUAAUGGGAAUGUAUGGAUUAAGACAUUCAUCACAGCAAGCAGAGGAAGCACUCUCUCAAGGACUUGAUCAGUUGCAACAAUCUCUUGUUGAUACCAUUGCUGGAGGACCCCUUGUUGAUGGUGUUCAACAAAUGGUUGUUGCCAUGGGUAAACUUUCUAAUCUUGAAGGAUUUCUUCGCCAGGCUGAUAAUUUGAGGCAACAAACUCUUCAUCAACUAUGUCGAUUACUCACACUUCGUCAAGCGGCACGCUCUUUUCUUGUUAUUGGAGAGUACUAUGGACGACUUCGAGCCCUUAGUUCUUUGUGGGCAUCAAGACCACGAGAGACCAUGAUGAGUGAUGAUAAUUCAUGCCAAACAACUACAGACAUGCAAAUGGUUCAACCUUCUCAGAAUCAUUUCUCCAAUUUCUGAUAGAUAUAUAAUUAAAUUAAGCUCUAAAAAGUUGAUUUAUUUGGACUACUUUAGAAAAUGUCAGUGUUAUCUAGGAAAAAAUAUUUAUUUAUUUUUCUUUUCAAUCCUCUGUUCUAGUGCCUUUAUGUUUUAUUGUAAAUGUAAAUUGAGCUUUAAUUAUGUGCAUGAUGAGGAAGCUCUAACUUUAACUAAAGAGAAAUAGAAAAAACAGUUCAUGAAAAAAGUGCCUGCAAG